UUAUCAUGCCUAAUUGCCUAUCGCGCUGCCGCCCCUGCCGGUAUUAUAAAAACAAAACAAACAAACUAUCAUAGAUCAUAGUUUGCAUUUAAUUUCGUGUAGGUUUAAUUGUUUAAUGAAGAAAAUCGUAAUACAUGGAUCAACAAGAAAGAGAGAAUAUGAAAUAUUUUGUCCUCACUAUGCGAAAUAACUUAAAACAAUUUUGUGAUGAUGUUGGCUGGGAAUGUCCAUCCGUGUCCAACGAAAAUAUUAAAAAGCAUUAUGAAAAGACUGCAGUUGAGGAAAGAAAUGCUGCGCCUAUGAAGGAUGAUUCAAAGGAAAUUGAUUUGUUUCCUGAAUUUUACGACAGCAACAGAGGCUGUUCACUUUUAAUAACUCCAGAUGAAGUGAGCAAGGUUAUCAGUCAUGCUGGCUGUGGAAGUGUGGCAGAAGACAUGAGAACACCAAAAUCGGCAUUUGAGUUGCAGAUGACUUACAACCCAGCCCAGCGUCUGGCCAUUUAUGAGCAUGUAACCAACUUGACCAAAGAUAAAGUGCCUCAAUUGCCUUUGACUGAGCUAGAUCUGGUCUUUGAGCCCAGUUUGGAACAAGACAAAAGUGAAAAAUCUCGUUUUGAUGUUCUAAAUGAAGAAAGGAAUGCCAAAAGAAGAAGAAUAAAUUACAAGCAGGCCAAAAAAGUUCACACCCACAAUAAAACACAUACUGAGGUAAUGGCUGAGGUUAUUAAAAAUCAAAUGGAGGUUUACCAAGAGUGGCUGGCAAUGUGUGGAGUUGGAAAGAACACGGCUCAAACUUCACAGGCGGAGACAAAAUCAAAAAAUGAAGGCAGACUGGAUCUAUCCUCUGUAUUUGUGGCUACGCUCGGCUCUUCAGAGAAAAAGCGUGAACGAAGCAGGAGCCCUCGAUCUCAUAACAAACAUGGUAAAAAGCAUCACAAAGAAAAGUCAAAGAAGCGGAGUCGCUCUCGGGAGAGGAAACACGGGAAGAAAAAGAAAAAUAAGGAUAAAAGGGACUAGCAAACAAAAGCUCAAUUUGCUUCAUUUUCAAUUAUUGUUUUUAUAAAUAUAUGCUGGACAAGACAAACAAUAAUUAUUUUUUAUUUAUCAUAAUAUUAUCUGGGUAAGGGAUCAAGCAGUGUAAUAAAAUGCUUUGUUUUUAUUUUACAGUUUAUUUAACAGCUUAAAUAAACAAACAUAAUUUAAUUUGAAUGUA
Neocloeon triangulifer is the source of this 1212-nucleotide messenger RNA. RefSeq lists its product as uncharacterized. The transcript is spliced from 5 exons. The coding region runs from base 135 to 1016 and encodes 293 amino acids. Lineage: Eukaryota; Metazoa; Arthropoda; Insecta; Ephemeroptera; Baetidae. The record is from RefSeq and is a predicted model, not a curated record.